GCUUACUCCUGAGAAUGUUUGAAGAGGACUUCGAGAAUUGUCGGAAUUUGCAGCGAGAAGAAUGGGAGGUGCUUGAGUCGAUAUACCCGGACUUCGUGUCUAGAGAUCCGACGAAUGAGAUUGUGAAGCUCGACAUACCCGUCGAUCUUGGCUGCUCCAUGCCAGCUGAAAUUGUCAACGACGGCACCAUCCCGCUAAUCUCGGAGGAUUCCGCGACACCAGACGUACAUAAACAAUCAAUAUCUCUCAAGACUCUCCCUCCGGUGCUCCUGAGUUUGGUCCUCCCUCCAGAUUACCCUGUCUAUGCCCCGCCGCGGAUUCUGUGGAUCCGUGCCACUUCGAGCUGGCUACCCCGCAUACAUCUUCUCCAAGAGAAGUUGCUGCAGAAAUGGAACGCACCGGAAGGCGUACUGUACGAAUGGGUAGAAUGGAUACGUAGCUCUGACUUUCUGCGAUCGCUCGACUUGAUAGACGAGAGUGGUGUCAUACGUCUAUCGACCCCAGCCCCUCAGUUGCUCGCGCCGCUGCUGCUACAUCAUGACUCCGUUCUCCAAGCCACUCGGUUCUCGCAAAACGCCUACGAGUGCCAAGUCUGUCUAACGUCCGUAAAGGGCUCAAAAUGCAUCGUGCUGUCGUGCGGACAUAUAUUCUGCCGAUCGUGUCUGGAAGACUUCUGGAGGCUCUGCGUAGAGGAGGGAGAUGUCAGCAGAGUAACGUGCCCGGAUCCGGCAUGCGUGAAGGCGGCGAGAGCGGCGAAUGAGGAGGAAGUGAGGAGGGUGUUGAUGGACAAGGAGGUGACGCGGUGGAAAUGGCUGAGACAGAAGCAGGAACUGGAAAAGGAUCCGACUAUCAUACAUUGUCCGGUGGCGGUAUGCCAGACGCCCGUUCCAGGUCCCAAGGGCGCAGAUGCAAUGGAUGGGACGGGCUGGGAGCGAUUACGCACAUGUCAGACGUGCAACUACUCUUUCUGCGCAUAUUGUCGAAGAACCUGGCAUGGCCCGAUUUCCGAAUGCGCGCUCUCGGUAACUGACAGCUUUUUGUCGGAUUACAUGAAUGCAUCCGAGGGUUCUCGCAAGCGAUUGGAGAUCGAACAGCGAUAUGGAAGGGCCAAUGUGCUCAAGCUUGUUGCAAGGUUCAAGGAAGAUCAGGCCAAUAGGGCAUGGCUCGAAGCGUCCACUAUGGCAUGCCCGACAUGUCGAGUCCAUGUCGAGAAGAGUCACGGUUGCAACCAUAUGACUUGCGGCAAAUGUAAGACGCAUUUUUGUUACAGGUGCGGCGAGAAGCUUUUGGCCUCUAACCCCUACGUGCAUUUCUCGACGCCGGGCAGACGGUGCUUCUCGAAGUUAUUUGACUUCAACUCGGAGGAGAACGAGUGGGAGCCGGUAGAUCUUUUCGAGAUUGUAGACGAAUUAUGAUACUGAUCCGUGCCUCGACAUUUUGUAAAUUACGGCAUGCUCCCAAUGCUGAGC
Punctularia strigosozonata HHB-11173 SS5 is the source of this 1469-nucleotide messenger RNA. RefSeq lists its product as uncharacterized. The record is from RefSeq and is a predicted model, not a curated record. Lineage: Eukaryota; Fungi; Basidiomycota; Agaricomycetes; Corticiales; Punctulariaceae. Gene Ontology annotation, cellular component: ubiquitin ligase complex; cytoplasm. Gene Ontology annotation, biological process: ubiquitin-dependent protein catabolic process; protein polyubiquitination; positive regulation of proteasomal ubiquitin-dependent protein catabolic process. The transcript has 8 exons. Gene Ontology annotation, molecular function: ubiquitin conjugating enzyme binding; ubiquitin protein ligase activity; zinc ion binding. The coding region runs from base 15 to 1415 and encodes 466 amino acids.